Messenger RNA from Nothobranchius furzeri (turquoise killifish), 4074 nucleotides. It is a transcript of the gene lonrf2, whose product is annotated as LON peptidase N-terminal domain and ring finger 2. Gene Ontology annotation, molecular function: ubiquitin protein ligase activity; protein binding. The record is from RefSeq and is a predicted model, not a curated record. NCBI's taxonomy places the organism in Eukaryota, Metazoa, Chordata, Actinopteri, Cyprinodontiformes, Nothobranchiidae.
GGUGUCUUGCGCCUUCUUCGGUGAAUUGAAAUCCAAAGCUUUAGUUAGCUAGCAAGUACGAUGUUUGUCUACGGUGGACGCUUUAUUUUAACGUCUAUUUCCUCUCUACCGAAGAAGAAGACAUGACUGUCGGACGGAUAAACGUACACGGAUUUGGGGACGUCGUGUCUGAAAGAGUUCGCCUGCGGAGUUCGAAAAGAGGAGCAAAGGACAAGUCGGCGUUAGCUAACUCAGUAGCGUUAGCUCUCCCGGUCUCAGAGUUCCGUGGCUCACUCAUAUAAAAACAAGAAGCGAUCAGCUGCGGAGCUUCAGAUGUUAUAGAUCAGUAUACUUCAAGUUUAUGCUGAACUUUUACGAGCCGUUAACUAACUGGAGGGUCAGUGAUGUCUUGAUUAUUUUUUUCUACAGACUAAAGGGUAAAUAAGCUGUUCGCUUGGAGAUUUUACCCGAAUGAUCUGAAGAAACUAAAGUCCGCAUGGUUAUUUUGACGUUCUGUCAGUAAAGUUUUGUUUGUACGCUGGAAAAACGGUCUACUUUAAAGUGACAAUAUGGUUGAACGCACAUUGAAGGUGAAAGGGCUUUAUUCCCUGUGUUUACAGGGCCAUUGCUGGUCACCGUGACUCUAAUUGUCAGAUAAAUAAUUGUUAACCUUUUAUUUGGCUCACUGUGGAGCAGUAAUGGCGCACAGUCGCGCCGUUGUAUUUUCUUUUUACUGGGAACAGUUAUAAUCAACUUCAAAUGGCCACCAAAAGUCUGGUUUAGCAAAAUUGUUGAUUUGUUUGAUUCUUUGGAGAAGAUGGAAAAUGAAGUUCAAUCCCAGCCGGGCGAACUGUUCCUCCACCCGCUUUCCAACCCCGGAGCAGCAGCUCUCUGCCCUGAAAUGUUGGAGGUGGCAGAGGAGGCCAACCGGGCUGGGGACUUCAGUCUGGCCGUGGAGAUCUACAGUUCCCAACUCUCAGAUCUCCAACAACCGGACAGGGGCUUGUGUCUGAGGAAGGCCGACUCUCUGGCCAGAGCCGGGCGGAUUUCUGAGGCGCUGGAGUCGUACUGCACAGCGGCCAGCCUCGGGAAACUGCGCCCGGAGGAGCUGCCUGUUCUAGUGGAAACGAUCGCCCGGUCUCUGCGGGGGAAAGAGCUGGGUGUCUCAAACGAGCAUGGCAAAAGUAGCAGCGGGCAAGAAGGGGGUCACAACGAGGGGGAGUGUGAAGAGGAUGAAGCCCUGGACUUGUUUUCUUGUCGCCUUUGUAAAUGUUUGCUCCAUGAGCCCAUCACCGUGGACUGCGGACACACUUUCUGCAAACGCUGCUUGGAGGACGAGGCCGUCCAAGACUGUGUGAGCUGUAAGCAGAAGUUGAACCCAAACGACCGGUUGCCGAGCAGAAGAGUGGACGUUGUUCUCAGCGGCCUUUUGGAUAAAUUGUUUCCUACUGAGAGUAAAGCGAGGAAGUUCUGGGUAGAGGGGGAGGCUUUGUGGAGGAAACACAACCUCUCGGAGGCCUUGGAGAAGUACAGUGCAGCAGUAGAUCUAGCGCCCUCCUCAGGCAGCCUGUUGUGUCAGCGGGCUGAACUGCACAUGGAGAUGAGGAACUUCAGCCAAGCAGUGCAGGAUGCCAGCAGUCUCUGUAAACUAAAACCUCUCUGGACAAAGGCCCACUGUCUGAAAGCCACUGCACUGAGUAAAGCUGGUUGUAACGACGAGGCCUUGCAGGAGUACUUCCUGUGUGUAGCGCUAAAGCCCAACAUGACCAAAGUGAAGCUGGAGGCUCAGAAGGUGCUCUGUGAGCUCUUUUCCUCCGUAUUUGAGAACAAGGACAUGCCCACGCCGCUGCACCCUCUUCAGGGGGGGCUGGCCACCCGUCUGAUCAAACCCUCUGCCUUGCUCCAGUCCCUGAGACCACUGACACAGAAACCAGGCUGCUCCUCGCAGGAUGCAGAGUUCAGUGUGUCUAAAAGUGCUCCAGUGGACGACCUGUCCUCCAGAUUCUGUCCUCUGUCUCCUGGUAGAUCAGACUCUGCUGCAGGAGAAGGAAGCUCCAAGAAUCUGGCUAAUAUUUUGGCUGCUCUGCCAGCCCCCCCUGGUGGCCUGAAAAGGAAACACAGCAGUGAUGGGCCUUCAUCAUCCUUCAGCCCUCCCUCCAAGCUUUCCAGGCCUGAUGAAGGGAAGGUCACACAGACAAACGCCGCUUGUGGAUCGAGGGUGUUUCCUGCCGAGCUGCUGGACAGUGGAGACUUGGAGUGCUCUCUCUGCAUGAGAUUAUUCUAUGAGCCUGUGGCCACCCCUUGUGGACACACCUUCUGCCUUAAGUGCCUGGAGCGCUGCUUGGACCACAACCCCAACUGCCCUCUGUGCAAAGAAAAUCUGUCAGAGUAUCUUGCUAGCAGGGGUUACAGUAAGACCUUUCUGAUGGAGGAAGUUCUACAGCGUUACCUUGGAGACGAGCUGACUGAGAGGAAGAAAAUUCACGAAGAAGAGAUGACCGAGCUGUCAAAUUUGAACCAGGAAAUGCCCAUCUUCGUGUGCACCAUGGCCUUCCCCACCAUCCCCUGUCCGCUGCAUGUGUUUGAGCCCCGCUACCGCCUCAUGAUUCGGCGCGCAAUGGAAACCGGGACGAAACAGUUUGGCAUGUGCAUCGCAGAUGAGCUCAAAGGCUUUGCUGACUUUGGCUGCAUGCUGCAGGUGCGGGAUGUAAAGUUCUUUCCUGAUGGGCGUUCGGUGGUCGACACCAUCGGUGUAUCACGGUUCAAAGUCCUUAACCACGGACAGAGAGACGGCUACCACACAGCUAAGAUCGAGUACCUUGAAGACAAGAAGGUUGAAGGAGAGGAGCUGCUAGAACUUACCAAGCUGCAUGACUCCGUGUACGAGCAGGCCAACAGCUGGUUCACCUCCCUAAAGGACAACAUGAAGAGUCAGAUUCUCAGCCACUUUGGACAUCUUCCCAGCAAAGACCUGGACCCCCAGGCUAGUCCCGAUGGCCCAGCCUGGUGCUGGUGGCUGCUUGCUGUCCUUCCAUUGGAGAACCGAGCCCAGCUCACCAUCCUGUCCAUGACCUCCUUCAAGGACCGCCUAGUUGCCAUUCGAAGGGUCCUGAUAUUUGUCACUCGUAAGAGGCCUCGGUGAUGGGCCAGGGAGCUGCUCGGGCAUCAGUGCAGUUCAGAAGUUUGGCUCCUUCAGUCUCUAAGUUCUACUGGUAUCUAGCCAUGUUUCCACCUGUCAGCAACACUUAGCUGUGGCAUGUAGCCUUUCAGAGCAACGGUGCUGGCACAGGCAAGCAAUCUCCAAACUGCACAGCAACCACCGUUUUCCCUUGAACCUCUGACGAGAAAAGGAUUAAAAAUAUCUACACUAACCCACAAGCAGAGCUGCUGGGGAGCUCGUAUGACAUGUAGCAGCAUCGUCAUUUUCUUUUUUUUGCAAGUGUGCUGUAAGUUUUGGAACGCUCAUCAUUUAUGGUGACUUUUUUUCUUUUGAAAAUCCUGGAGGGACCUUUUUACCAAACUGAAGCCACAUUUGGAUGUUUGAACUGAACGUGAUGGACUUAGCCCCUGUUUUGUUUAUGUUCCAACAAUCCAGCUGCAGAUUGGAGCUCUUCCACUAAUAGGUUAUUAAUUCACUAUGCCAUGACAGAAGAGGGGUUUUAAUCUCAUGUUAGUUAUGCAGGUUGUAAAGUAUUCAGGACAGCAGGCUUUCAGACGAGGAGUUGAUUUGUUGAAGUUGGAAGCAGAAUGUAAACUUUGGUUAAAGGCCUUUAUUGUAAAAGACACAGUGGUAACAGGAUGGCUUAAAUAAGGCUCCUGGACUUCAAAAGAAAAAUGCAUCAAGUUCUACUAAACCGCAGUAACCAUAACAUAAUGCAUCCUUUGUGAGAUUGUUUCAUUUAGGUUAAAUUCUUAAUAAGCAUUUACACCUUUAACUGUCCUGUUAAGUGUGUGAUUGCAUUCUCUAUAUAAAUAUGUCCCUUCACAUAUCUGCAGCCACAUGCGGUUCCCACAAUACGCUGCUUCCUCCUGGUGUGUUUGUAAAGGGAGCUCUUGACCUAAUUUUUUUAUUGCAAAUAAAAGAGAAAAAAAUGA